Messenger RNA from Symbiodinium sp. CCMP2592, 2085 nucleotides. The record is from the annotation of a GenBank genome assembly. Lineage: Eukaryota; Dinophyceae; Suessiales; Symbiodiniaceae.
AUGGCCUCCGAUGCGCUCACUACGAUGGGCACCUGCAUGUUCGACGACGCCGUCAUGGCGGCCAAGCUCCCAGCAGCCGUCGUGCAGCGCUUCAACGAGUGCCUGGUGAGCGGCGCGCCAACUCCAGAGGACGACAUGAAGAUCAUCGCGGACACAAUGUACGGUUGGGCUCGAGAGCGCGGUGCGAUCGAUUUCGCACACUGGUUCUUCCCCCUGCGUGGUGGAGGCGGCGCCGUGGGCGGCAUGCUCGGGGCCUUCAAGAAGGACACUUUGAUGGACCUGGAGUUCGGCUCCAAAUUCACGACAAAGCCCAUGAAGGCUUGCCUGCCAGCGGAGCGCCUGUUCCAGGGCGAGACGGACGGUUCGUCUUUUCCAAAUGGAGGCCUGCGAGUGACCCACUCCGCAGCGGCUUUCACCACCUGGGACCGGUCCUCGCCUCCAUUCGUGAUGGACAAGUGCCUGUACAUCCCGUGCGCCUUCGUGACGCAUUUUGGAAAGUGCAUCGAUGAGAAGACGCCCCUGCUGCGAUCCAUGGAUGCAGUGACCCUCCACGGCUUGCGCCUCCUGAAGAACAUUGGAAUCGGCACCGAUGCCAAGUGCAUGUUCAGCUACUUGGGAUGGGAGCAGGAGUUCUUCGUGCUGAGCGCCGCCCACUACAAGGCACGCCCUGACUUGGUGAACACCGGCCGCACGCUCUUCGGCAAGCUGCCCACCCGACACCAGCAGGGAGACUUGAACUACUUCCAGGCGAUCCCCGGCAAGGUGCAGGAGCUUUUGGAUGUCGUUCAGGCGGAAAUGCUGAAAAUCGGCUGCCCCAUGGCUGUGAAGCACAACGAGGUGGCGCCUGGCCAGCACGAGAUGUCCCCCGUCUUCCGUGCUGCCAACGUGUCCUGCGACAGCAACGUUUGCUUCAUGGAGGUCAUGAACAGGGAAGCCGCGAAGUUGGGUCUGCAGGUGCUCUUCCACGAGAAGCCCUUCGCCGGCAUCAACGGCAGCGGCAAGCACGCCAACUGGUCCGUCGGCACUGACACGGGCUUGAACUUCUUCUACCCAGGCAAGAACGAGGCCGGUGCGAAGCUCUACGUCACCGCCAUUGCCUGCCUGUCCUACGGCCUUGCGCAGUACAACGAGAUGGUGCGUUGCACCGUGGCAAGUGCCGGCAACGACCACCGCCUUGGUGCGCAGGAGGCCCCUCCGGCCAUCAUUUCUCUGUACCCAGGUCAGGGCUUCGAGGCUUUCGUGGAGAGCAUCUGCUCCGGCGGUGACCUGCUCGGAUACAAGGCUGAGAAGAAGAAGCAGGAGACGGGAUGCAGCGCUGCCAUGCACAUUGAGGCUAACGUCGAGGACCGCAACCGCACAGCCCCGUUCCCCUUCUGUGGCAAUCGCUUCGAGUUCCGUGCCGUGGGCUCCUCCCAGAACUGCUGCCUCCCGAUCAUGGUGUGCAACGCGAUCAUGUCUGCGGGCAUGGCGCACCUCUCUAGCUUGAUCGAGGGUGGCAUGAGCCAUCGUGAUGCCGUCGCAAAGAUCUACACCGAGAACAAGCACGUGAUCUUCACCGGCAACGGCUACUCUGCGGAAUGGCCCGUCGAGGCAAGCAAGCGAGGCCUGCCGAACUUGAACACCACGCCCAAGGCCAUUGCCACCUGGAGCUCUGAGAAGAACACCAAGCUGCUCGAGACCCUGAAGAUCUACACCAAGGAGGAGACAGAGGCACGGCAGGAAGUGAUGUACGAGAACUACAUCUCCUGCAUGUGCUGUGAGGUUGAGACGAUGAUCCAGAUGGUGGAGACGGGCUUCCUGCCAGCCUGCGCCAAGGAUCUGGAGAAGUUCAAGGGCUUCGACAAGCUCGCCGGCAGCCGAAAAGCCGUGUACGACAGCAUCGUCGACGAAUCGGAGAAGUUGAAAUCUCUGAUCGCAGCCAAGCCCCACAGCUCUCUGGCAGAGGAGGCCACGUACCUGUGCGACACCGUGAAGCCGCAGAUGGUGGCGCUCCGUGCCAAGGUGGACAAGGCGGAGAGUAUGAUGGAGUCGUCUCUCUACCCUUACCCCACCUACGAGGCCAUGAUCUACUCUCACCACUUCUGA